Molecule: messenger RNA, 499 nt
Organism: Helobdella robusta
Lineage: Eukaryota; Metazoa; Annelida; Clitellata; Rhynchobdellida; Glossiphoniidae
Exons: 4
Coding region: 29-499 (156 amino acids)
Biological process (GO): sleep; regulation of synaptic transmission, cholinergic; positive regulation of voltage-gated potassium channel activity
Source: RefSeq, a predicted model, not a curated record
AAAUAAAUUAAUAAUUAUUAAUUGAACAAUGGAACAGAAAUACUUCGUUCAUCUCCUAACGGUCCUUCUACUUUCUCUUGUAAUAGUAAACUGCCAGCAGAGGAGACCUGACAACAACAGCACAUUGAAGUGCUACCAAUGCAAUUCAUUCUAUGACAAAGGCUGUGCAGACUUCUUCGACAACAGAACAUAUCCUCUCAUUCCGUGCAAAGACAAUGUUACGCAAUGCAGAAAAAUCAUCCAAGAAAACCACUGGGACGUCAGGUACAUACGGCAGUGUGCAGUGCAGGGCGAGAUUGAAUAUAUAGUGUUGAAUAACAAUCAAAGGUGGUGCAAGGAAAGAAGUGGAGGGUACAGAACAAGACUGAAAAUAUGCCAGUGCAACAACAAAGAUGGAUGCAACACGGCUUCUCAUUUUGAUUCAUUUCAAACAAUUUUAAGUGUUGCAUUCUGUCUAACAUUAUUAUAUGAAUUACAUAAACUAACUUGUUUAAAUUAA